Molecule: messenger RNA, 1770 nt
Organism: Cryptomeria japonica (Japanese cedar)
Lineage: Eukaryota; Viridiplantae; Streptophyta; Pinopsida; Cupressales; Cupressaceae
Product: cation transporter HKT1;3-like
Exons: 3
Coding region: 1-1770 (589 amino acids)
Biological process (GO): monoatomic cation transport; transmembrane transport
Cellular component (GO): plasma membrane
Molecular function (GO): monoatomic cation transmembrane transporter activity
Source: RefSeq, a predicted model, not a curated record
AUGCAAGGCAUUUCAUCAGAGAAACGGAGCACAAGGCCUAAGCGCUGUUUCUCGAUUAAAUGUCCAAAAAAUGUCGUUCGUAUGCUGGCUUCAAUUAUACAUGAUUCCUACUUGAUCCACCUUGGCUAUUUUGUUGCCAUUUCUUUAGUGGGUUUGAUUCCUUUGAGACUUUCACCCACUAAAAGCAAAGGAUACUUGAAUGUGUUUGAUGCAUUUUACACUAGUGUGUCAGCUGCAACUGUAAGCAGUUUGGGAGUUGUUGCCAUGGAAGAUCUCUCAAACUUCCACCUCGUAGUGAUGAUCAUACUCAUGCUUCUAGGGGCAGAAGUCUUCACGUCCUCCUGCUCUCUCUUCCUUGCGAGGCUCAACCAUUAUCGAUCAAACCUGCAUCAUCACUCGAUGAAUAGUAAUCAAAUGAUUGAUUUGCAUCAAUACCAAAUCACAAGUUAUGAUGAUAAAUCUACAACACACUUUGAUCAUUAUCUCCAUGCAAAGAAUCAGAGUAGAAGAGAAUCAAUAGUGAGCCCUAAAACGGCUAUAGUUGGUCUCAAGGAUAUCAUUGGUGAUGAUUUAGAGCACCCUGAGAUAAAGGAUUCGAGAGAAAAAGCAGCAGAACGUGAUGUUACAAGUGAUGCUGAGAACGUCGUGGAUGGUGAUUUAGAAUAUGAAGCUCUUACUCUUCUUGGCUAUUUAUGUCUAGGCUAUUUUCUGUUCGUUCAGCUAGCUGGAAUUAUGCUUGUUUACAUCUAUUUUUGUGUAUCCAGAGGUGGAGAGAGGAUUCUAAGCGACAGAGGCGUAAGUAAGUCUAUGUUUGCAGUGUUUACAGUGGUGUCGUCGUUUACCAACUGUGGGUUCACUCCACUGAACGAUAAUAUGAUGCCCUUGAGAAAGCACAGUCUUUUGCUUAUGAUAUUGAUGUUUCAGAUACUCAUGGGGAACACCAUAUUUGCUCCCUGCUUCUCAGCAAUCCUACACACACUACGUCAAUUUUCAGGAGUGGGGGUAAGGAGAAAAGUAUAUGAUUAUAUUGUGAAAAAUGGGCGGAGACUGUUUGCAGAUCAUUUCUUCUCCACGGGACAAAAUAUGUGGAUCCUUCUGAGCGCUGUGGGAUUUCUCACAAUUCAGGUAGUUAUGUUAUUUGCUUUGCAUUGGGAUACGGUAGCUCUGGAUGGGCUCACGGCGUGUGAGAAGGUGUUUGGUGGAGUGUUCCAAUCAGUGGCUAUUAGGCACGCCGGAGAAAACAUUGUCAAUCUGCAGCUUCUCACUCCUGCUCUCCUGAUUGUCUACAUCGUUUUCAUGUUUUUAGCACCUUAUCCACUCUAUAAGGUGGGAGAAGACAGCAUGAAUAUAAAAUCAUUGUCAAAGAAGGAGUCAAGUAUCAAUGAGGAGAAAUGGGAUAUUAGAAUGCAAUUUGAAAAGCUAUUCUUGCAUGAUUCAUGCUAUCUUUUUAUAGCAGUUAUGUUCAUUUGCAUCACAGAAAGGCACAACCUUUCUCAAGAUCCACUUAACUUUAAUGUUUUGGCUAUCGUCUUUGAAGUUGUCAGUGCAUACGGAAAUGUUGGAAUUUCUUUAGGUUACAGUUCUGUCCUAUUUAACAAAAUGUCAAAAGAUUAUUGCAAAGAGGUAACCUAUAGUUUCUCUGGGAAGUGGAGCACCAAAGGAAAACUCAUAAUUAUAAUGGUGAUGUUCUUUGGUCGUGUUAAGGGAAUCAAAUCAUCUUUGAGAAGAAAGCCCCACAUCAACAAUGUAAAUUUGUGCAGUUUUAGUUAA